CAUCACUACAUAUUAGAUAAAGAUUGAUUCCCAAGUUUCUUUUCUUAAUCUCUCUCUCUCAUACUUUAUUCAUUCUCUUCACACCUUCAUCUCCCUCUCUCCCUCUCUCUAGAUUUUGUGUCAGAAACAAAGUACAACAUAUAAUUUCCUUUCAGUUUUGUACUUCCUCGUUGUGUCAGAGGAAAAUCUUUCAUCUUCUUUUUGCCCUUAUUUCGAAACAACCCUAUUUCCACAAGUCGAUUCAGAAUGUCUGCACCUCAACCCACAUCCAAAAACCGUACCUCUCUCAAGAUCCAUCUCGCUUAUCGAUUCCUUCUUGCUUUAAACACCCUCAACCAGAAAAGAUCAGCUUUUGACCACACCCAGAACCAUAAAAGGUCUAACCGUGUAAAGAUUGCAGCCUACGCAUCAAUGGCGUCUGUGGUUGGACCAAGACGAGCUUGGAGCCGUGCGAUUUUAUGGAAGAUCAGAAACCGAUGUGUGUUAACAAGAAACAAGAAGAGGGUUCAUCAUAUAACUACUAGUCUUCAAGUGAAGCUUAGGAAGCUUGUACCUGGUGCUGAAACCAUGGAUCCAUGCGGUUUGUUGGAUGAAACUGCUGAUUAUAUAAAGCAUCUGGCCACGCAGGUUGAAGUCAUGAAAACUCUGGUAGAUCUCUACUCCACCGUUUGAAUAUAUACACACAAAAAGAUAAAUAUAUAUACACACACAUAUGUAAAUCGAUUAUCUAUACAUACAUAUAUACGCGAUCAAUAGAACUUGUGUAUGUAUGAUAAUAUGUCAUCUUGAGAAGCUUGCGAAGAAGAAUAUGUGGAGGUGGUUUAAGUUUUUGAUUAUCUUUUCUAUGAAGAAUUUAUAGCUCAAAUACAUAUGCAGAAUAAAGUGAUCCCAAGUUGGUCUUGCUUUUU
This is a messenger RNA of Lactuca sativa (garden lettuce), 908 nucleotides long. The record is from RefSeq and is a predicted model, not a curated record. NCBI's taxonomy places the organism in Eukaryota, Viridiplantae, Streptophyta, Magnoliopsida, Asterales, Asteraceae.